Messenger RNA from Microplitis mediator, 1085 nucleotides. RefSeq lists its product as uncharacterized. The record is from RefSeq and is a predicted model, not a curated record. NCBI's taxonomy places the organism in Eukaryota, Metazoa, Arthropoda, Insecta, Hymenoptera, Braconidae. The coding region runs from base 611 to 940 and encodes 109 amino acids. The transcript is spliced from 3 exons.
UAAUAAAAGUCAUUAGUUACUUAUUAUGUGUUAACAAUACAUCAUUUGGUUAAAAAAAAAGGUCUUGUUACCAUGCAGAUUAAUAACUAUUACUAUCCUCUUCUUUCAUGUACAAUUAUCAUACAACAAAUUACAAUACUCAUAAUAAUGAUGUGAGGGAAUAAAAUUUUCAGACAAUCGACCAUCGGAAAAUCGGCUACUAAUCGUUUUUAAAAUUUCAAAAGGUUCCCGUGAUAACUAUAUUCUAUAGAAUAGUUGACUUCAAAAUUUGUAAUGUCAACUUAUGGUCAAUUAUCAAUCAACAAUAAAAUUAUCAAGUUUCUUGACAUCGAAAAAAGUGGAAAAUUUGGGGCUGGCCCGCAUAAUUAACCAUUUCCCAAAUUUAAAAUUACAGCUCUAAAUAAUCUAAGAAUAAAUAAUACGAGUUUAUAAUAAUUACGAAUUUCCUGAUUUUUAUAAAUAACAUUUAUUACGUAAAAGUUUGUAAUUAAAAUCAUAAUGAUUUUAUUACUUUAUGUACAUUACUCUUUUUAUAUAAAUACAUGUAUCACAGCUUGAAAUUAAUUACGUCUAAUUCAACCUCCGUGACUUAACUAAUUUGGCUUACAAAAUGUUCAAAAAUUUAUUACUAUUGUUAUUAAUUGGAUUUGUCGGAGGACAUAUCUUCAGGAGUAGAAUAAGACAAAAUUGCAAACCAGUUGGUUCAAUGUGCAAUAAUGAUGAUUCGGAAUGUUGUUCCAACGUAUGUUAUGCUAUUGGAAAUAUUGGUAUGAGUAGUUGUAUUUCAGUUCCUGAAGGUUAUUAUACUACAACACCAAAAAACCUUCAUGAAAAACAGUGUAUUAAAGAACAUUUUAAAUGUACUCGUCACAAAGAUUGUUGUUCCAAAAGAUGUAUUAAAGGGGAUCGUUAUUACUUGCCUAGCGUUUGUAAAAAAUGAUAAAAAAUAAAUAUUACUAAAAUACGCCGCGGAGGUGUAAAAUAAAUAUAGAUAUUACCCCUACACUGUUAAAAACUUUUCGUUAAUUUUAAUAAAUGUUUUGUACUAGUGCUCUGCUAUAAAUUACGUUAAAAUAAAUUUUUCA